This is a messenger RNA of Anolis carolinensis (green anole), 1083 nucleotides long. It is a transcript of the gene mblac1, whose product is annotated as metallo-beta-lactamase domain containing 1. NCBI's taxonomy places the organism in Eukaryota, Metazoa, Chordata, Lepidosauria, Squamata, Anolidae. The record is from RefSeq and is a predicted model, not a curated record.
AUGUCGUCGUCCCCGCCGGCCGUCCCACGGCUGAUGGGGGGCUCCCCGUACUCGGUGCUGGUGCUGCAGGAGGGCUUCUCGGAGGCCUUGCCGGACGGCGGGAUGCGGGCGGAGGGGACGGUGGGGCUGGUGCUGGGCCCGCAGGUGACCCUGGUGGACACGGGGGGGCCCUGGUCCCGGGAGCGCCUGCUGGCGGACCUGGCCGCGCAGGGGGUCUCCCCGGGGGAGGUGCGUCACGUGGUGUGCACCCACGGCCACUCCGACCACGCCGGGAACCUCAACCUGUUCCCCUCGGCGCAGCUGGUGGUGGGCACGGACGUCUGCCUCCCGGGGGGCCGCUACCUGCCCUCGGGGCUGCGCCAGGGCCUGCCCUUUGCCCUGCACGAGGGGCACCUGGAGGUGCUGCCCACCCCCGGACACACCGCCGCCGACGUCAGCCUCCUGGUGCGCGGCACCGACCUGGGGGACGUCCUGCUGGCCGGAGACCUCUUCGAGCGCGAGGGGGACGAGGGCGUCUGGGAAGAGCUCAGCGAAGACCCCCCGAAGCAGGCGCGGAGCCGGGCGCGCGCCCUCGAGGUGGCCGACGUCAUCGUGCCCGGGCACGGGGGGCCCUUCUGGGUCGACAGGAGAAAGAGGAGCCAGCACUGACCUGACCUGACCUGACCUGGCCCCCCUUGGGUCUCCAUGAAGAGAGCGGUGCUCCAGCCAGGGGUGACCCUCACUGACCCGCCUCCAAUUGAGUCUUGCUGCCCUUCCGGGUCAGCAGGUGGGGGCCCCGGGAGGAGUGGCCAGCAGUGACCCCCCCCUCCCUCCGUUCUCCAAGAAGAGAGUGAUGCUGCAGACCAGCAAUACCACUGAUGCAAGAGUCUUAAUAAAAAAGGACAGAGCAGAGAGCAAGGGUCUUCUGGGGAGGGGUCUCUGGCAGGAACCCAGCAAAGAGGAGCCUCAGGAAAAGGAGGAGCCAGCAGCGACCUUCCGUGACCCACCUCCAAUGGGGAACAAUGGAAGCAAAUCAUCAAGAAGGAACCUUUCCCCUAAUGGCAUAUCAGCAUACCACGGACACAAUAAAAUAACUAAAAGUGG